GGAUCAAUAUCGGGUCAUAUCAGAAACACACAUAUCGAGAGAAAAAAAAGAAGAGAAGAAAGAAAAAGAUAUCUGUUUUAUCCUCGCAAGAAAAACAGUGUCUCGCAGCUUUACUCUCAUCCACUCGCUCAGUUAUGGCUCUGUUCAUAGCCACCGGCCACGGUGGCUGCAGUGGAGGCAGAAUUAUCUGCACCAACCCAACCAAACACCACCCCUACACUCACCACCGUCCCCAAAUUGUUUUCCCACUCGCACCAAGAAGAGCUCAUCAUAUUAUAGUCUCAGCCAAGAAACUCCCUUCCUCUGCAAGAACUGGCCGUUUUGAUAGCAAGAACAAGAGAAGCUCCAUCACCACAAAAGACCAAGACGAUAAUACUGAUGAUAAUGAAGAAGUGAAUGCUGACAUUAGCAGCAGUAGUAGUGUUGAUGUGGAGGAUAAUUAUUACGAUAUCUUGUCUAAGCUUCCGAAAGAUGAGACUGAGUUUUGGGAAGGUCCUCAAUGGGAUGCACUUGGUUUCUUUCUUCAGUAUUUAUGGGCUUUUGGAAUUGUUUUCGCCCUAAUUGCUUGUGGGAUUGCUGUGGCGACAUACAAUGAAGGGGCAACAGAUUUUAAGGACACUCCUGCUUACAAAGAGUCAGUUCAAUCUCAAGAGCUCUUAGAAGAACCUGAUGCAUCUACCUCUGAUGUUUUCGAGUCUAAUCCAACUGAGAUUGCUCCUAGUUUGGAUUAAGUUGGUAUUGAAAUUGCCAUGUGAAAAGCUUUAUAUUUUCUCAUUGCCACAAUUAUAGUUUUCUGGCAAAGAAACAAAUCACUGAAAUGAACAGGUAUUGUUCUCAGUUGUUAAGGUAAAUGUUCCUUGCUGUAACAUCUCAGGCAUAUAGAAAAGAUAUUUUUAGUAUGAAUACAGUUACUAGCAAGCUGAAAUGUACUGCAAUUUGAUUUCUGAUUA
Molecule: messenger RNA, 950 nt
Organism: Ricinus communis (castor bean)
Lineage: Eukaryota; Viridiplantae; Streptophyta; Magnoliopsida; Malpighiales; Euphorbiaceae
Exons: 2
Coding region: 135-731 (198 amino acids)
Source: RefSeq, a predicted model, not a curated record